AUGCAGCCAAGGCGAGCCCUCAGGCACCAGUUGAGAGGGCGGCAGGAGAGGGGGGGGGAGGGGGAGAGGGGAGCAGCGGGAGGGGGAGCAGGGGAGGAGGGGGAGGACGUGGGGCAGCGGCUGCUGCAGGCCAUGGGGCCUCUGCUGCACCGCCUGUCUGCUGCCAUGCACGGCCGCCAGGGGCAGCAGGGGCAGCAGCAGCAGGGAGAGGUGGCAGGAGGAGGAGGUGAAGCAGAGCAGGCGCAAGGGGCGGUUGGGGCAGCGGAGAAGGAAGGCGAUGCGAUGGAGUGUGACGGGAAGGAGGAGGGUGGUACGGAGGGGGGGGAUGAGCGAGGAGAGGUGCCUGCUUGGAGCCCGCCUCCCCCUCCUCCUGCUGCACCUCCCCCUGCCUCCCCCCAACCUUCCUUCCCACCUGGAGCGCCACACACAUUUGGCCAGGUGGAUUCUCAGGUGAAAGCACAUGGAUGCCAUGACAGGGGCAGCAACUGCGGGAGCGAUAUCAGAGGUGGAAGCAGCAGGGGUGAAAGCAGCAGUAACAGGACAGAGCAGCACGUUGGGCAGGACGACAGGGGCCCACUCCCUGCCUACAGCCGUCCUCCUCCCCCGCCAAGCGCCCGCCCGUCACCCUCUCCCCCUGCUCCUGGCAAGAAUGCAGCGUCUUCGGAUACAGUGCAAGUGGCAGCUUCAAAUGCCACUCAGUCUCCCACUCCCCCAUCUGGCCCUUCGGCCCCGCUGGGUCUGGGAGGAGGCCUUGGCCUCACUUCUAAGCCAAAGAGCAGCAAGCCUUGUGGGAGUGCAGGGGGUGGAGAAGGGGGGGGCAUUGGGGCUGGUGCACUGGGGCUUGGAUUGGGGAUGGGGCUACCAGGCAUGAGCGGCGGGGGCGGGGGAGGGGGAAGGGGAGGAGGAGGGGGGAGGAGGCAAGCGCAGGGGAGAGGGGGUAGUGGGCGGGGGGCGAGUGGCGGAGCACCUGACCUGGGCGGCAUGUUUGAGGUGCUGGGGUCCCUGGGGAUGGGCGGGGGGGGAAUGGGCGCAGGUGGCAUGGGGGGAGCGGGGCUAGCUCAUGCACGGCUUUGCUGCUGGUGCUGGCGCCAUGGGGGGCUCUGGGGGGGCGCUGGGGGGAGGGGUGAGAAGGGCAGGCGCAGGGAGAGGUGGGGGGGGGGCGGGGGAGGUGGGGAGCUUGACCUGGGCGCGUUGCUGGGGGGAUUGGGGGGGAUUGGGGGAAUGGGGGGGAUGGGGGGUACGGGGGGGAUGAGUGGUGGUGGGGGGAGCUUUGGGGGGCAGCAAGGGGGGAUGGGUGGUGGUGGGCUUGACUUGGGGGCGCUGUUGGGAGGGUUGGGCGGACCGGGAGGGGGAAUGAUGGGUGGGGGCAUGGGAGGGGGCAUGGGUGGGGGCAUGGGAGGGGGCAUGGGAGGGGGUAUGGGGGGCAUGGGAGGGGGUAUGGGGGGCAUGGGUGUGGAGGGAGAGGAGUUGGAUUUUGGGCAGAUGAUGGCUGACGUCAUGCCCAUGGUGUCACAGAUGCUGGGUGGCAUGGGCUUGGGCGGCACAGGCAGCGGCUUGGGCGGCGGCAUGGGCACGAGUGGUGGGCGGAGGAGCACGGGGGGUGGCAGGCGAGUGGCGGAAGUAGAGGGGCAGGACGAGUGGAAGAACUCUCUCUCUCAGGAGGAAGCGGCAGAGUGGGCGGCAAUCAUGGAAGAGGACGAGAAGCGCCAGAGGGACAUGCCACGUCAGCGCCCGUUCAGCGAUGCGUACUGGCGCGGGCAGCGUGGCAAGCCACCCAUUCAUUACUUCCCCCCCCUCCCGCCCUGCAUCCCCUCCGUCCCCUCCUUUCCCUCCGUCCCCCCCCCUUUUCCCUCCGUCUCCCCCCUUCUGUUUUUCUUAAUCUGCUCACUCUUACGCCAUCACUGCCCUCCCCUGCCAACCGACCCUAUGCCUCUCCGUCCCUCUGUUUCCCACUUCCCCCACUCCCAGCACCAUCGCACUGACACGGCAGCACAGCUGUUGCAAACCGGCGCCCCUCCCUCUGCCGUGCUGGCUGCGGCCGCUAAAGCUGCUUCCACUGCCGCUGCCACUGCUGCUGCUGCUGCUGCUGGGGGGGGAGAGGAGGGGCGGCGAGGGGCUGGGAUGCGGGGAGCAAUGGAGAGGAAGGAGAGGCAGGAGCGAAUGAGACUCGCUGCUGAGGCUGUAGCGGCAGACGAGGCGGUUGUGGAGGUGAGGGAGAGGGAAUUGUGGAUGUGA
Molecule: messenger RNA, 2235 nt
Organism: Closterium sp. NIES-65
Lineage: Eukaryota; Viridiplantae; Streptophyta; Zygnematophyceae; Desmidiales; Closteriaceae
Source: the annotation of a GenBank genome assembly